This is a messenger RNA of Cryphonectria parasitica EP155, 1360 nucleotides long. Its product is annotated as Dihydroorotase. Gene Ontology annotation, molecular function: dihydroorotase activity. Gene Ontology annotation, cellular component: cytoplasm. NCBI's taxonomy places the organism in Eukaryota, Fungi, Ascomycota, Sordariomycetes, Diaporthales, Cryphonectriaceae. Gene Ontology annotation, biological process: 'de novo' pyrimidine nucleobase biosynthetic process; pyrimidine nucleotide biosynthetic process. The record is from RefSeq and is a predicted model, not a curated record. Bases 170 to 1234 code for a protein of 354 amino acids. The transcript has 6 exons.
CCUUACUUGGGUGCAAUUCUGUCCGCAGGAGGCAAAGGCUUUAGAUGACCAGAGUUGACAAGUCAUUGUAGCAACGCACGGUACUUCUGAAGUUACAGAACAUUUUGAGCUUGAAUUUAGUCACAUUAUAAAUUAUCCCCCAACGAGGCCACCGAGAUAUUGAAACGUCAUGCCUCUCCCGACCAAGUAUGAGCUGCCAGCAGCAGCGGACUUUCAUGUCCACCUCAGAGACGGUGCCAUGUCCGCAGCUGUUGUACCUACGAUCCGGCAGGGCGGCGUCAACGUGGCAUACGUGAUGCCCAACCUCGUCCCCCCCGUGACCACCGUCGCCCAGGCCCUCGCCUACAAGGACCGCCUGCACGCCCUCGACCCCACCGUCACCUACCUCAUGACCCUCUACCUGCACCCGUCCAUCACCCCCGAGGUCGUGCGCGAGGCCAAAAAGGCCGGCCUGGAGGGCAUCAAGUCCUACCCGCAGGGCCUCACCACCAACUCCGACUCGGGCGUCACAGACUACGAGGCCUUCUACCCGGUCUUCGCCGCCAUGGAGGAGGAGGGCCUGGUCCUGAACAUCCAUGGCGAGUGCGCCAGCGACCAUGCCAAGAACAUCACCAUCCUCAACGCCGAGGCCAGCUUCCUGCCUACCCUGAAGGAGAUCCACUCUCGGUUCCCCAGGCUGCGGAUCGUGCUCGAGCACUGUACCACGGCGGAUGCCGUGCGCGCCGUCGAGGCCUGUGGCGAGACGGUCGUGGGGACAAUCACCGCGCAUCAUUUGUUUUUGAUCGUGGACGACUGGGCAGGCGAUGUGUUUCACUACUGCAAACCCGUGGCCAAGAUGCCCAACGACCGCCUCGCCCUCUUAAAAGCCCUAGUCAACAGCAAAGGCAAGUUCUUCCUGGGCACCGACAGCGCCCCACACGACAUCACCGCCAAGAAGGGCAAGGGCAACACCGCAGCCGGCGUGUUCACCCAGCCCUACGCCGUCUCCUACGUGCUCACCGCUCUCGAGGAGGCCAUCGCGCGCGGCGACAUCGAGGAGGGCCAGGUCACGCAGCAGCUGCUGGAGGGCUUCCUGGGCGCGUGGGGGCGGAGAUUCUACGGCGUGGAACCGAGCACCGAGAGGAUUGUUGUGGAGAAGAAGGAUGAGGUGGUUGUGGACAGUAUCAAGGGAGAAGGGCUGGAGGUUGUUCCUUUUAGGAAGGGCAAGAACACUUGGAGUGUCAGGUGGCUUUGAAGAAGAAGAAACGAGGCAAACCUCAUUAUUUGAUUUUGGGGAUCUAUAGCUGUCCUAGCGUGGCGAGCUUUACCACCUCGGAUGUUGCCUAAGCUAUAGGUAAAUACAGGAAACACCAAACAGACC